GGUCGGGGCGAGGGGACCCGGGGCCCUUGGGGUGCUGAGGACGGGCCAGGAGCAGCAAUGUCCGUGCAGGUGGCAGCCCCCGGAGGCGUGGGGCUGGGCCCAGAGCGCCUGGGGCCCGCCCUGGCAGGCCCGGGCCCGGGCGCUGGCCUGGAGCUGCUGCAAGAAAAGCAGCAGGUGGUGAGCCACUCGCUGGAAGCCAUCGAGCUGGGGCUGGGCGAAGCCCAGCCGGGCCCCUGCUACCCCACCCCAGCUGACCCCUCCAUCCUUGCGCUGCCCCACAGGGACCAGAACAAGUACAAGGAAGCCACAGACCUGCUCCACGACGCCCUGCAGAUCCGGGAGCAGACACUGGGCCCCGAGCACCCCGCGGUGGCUGCCACCCUCAACAACCUGGCCGUCCUCUACGGAAAGCGCGGGCGGUACCGGGAGGCCGAGCCCCUGUGCCAGCGCGCCCUGGAGAUCCGUGAGAAGGUCCUGGGCGCCGACCACCCGGACGUGGCCAAGCAGCUCAACAACCUGGCGCUGCUGUGCCAGAACCAGGGCAAGUUCGAGGAGGUGGAGCGGCACUACGCCCGGGCCCUGGGCAUCUACCAGGCCCUGGGCGGGCCCCACGACCCCAACGUGGCCAAGACCAAGAACAACCUGGCCUCCGCCUACCUGAAGCAGAACAAGUACCAGCAAGCGGAGGAGCUGUACGGGCUGGAUAGCGGGGGAGUGGGACUGGAUGGGGCGCGGGGCCUGACUGUGCCCGGCGCCUCCCAGACUCUUCGCCGGAGCAGCUCCUUCUCCAAGCUCCGUGAGUCCAUCCGGCGUGGAAGCGAGAAGCUGGUCUCCCGUCUCAGAGGCGAGGGGGCAGCGGGAGCAGCCGGGAUGAAGAGAGCCGUGUCCCUCAGCACGCUGCACGUGGGUGGUGCCAGGGCAGCUGGGACCCAGUUACCCAACCAGCACCUGAGUGAGGCCUCUCGGACCCUCAGCGCCAGCACCCAGGACCUGGGCCCCCGCUAAAGUCCACAGGACCACGUGCCUGCAGCUUCCACCAGAGGGGAGUCCAUUCAUCUCCUUGCCUGGCACCCUGGGGACACCCCGUGUACUUGGCUGCCCUCUCCUCUGCUAUUAAAGUUUGUCGAUCUGGCCGCCAAGAA
Myotis davidii is the source of this 1142-nucleotide messenger RNA. RefSeq names its product kinesin light chain 3 (gene KLC3). The transcript has 10 exons. The record is from RefSeq and is a predicted model, not a curated record. Gene Ontology annotation, molecular function: kinesin binding. Gene Ontology annotation, biological process: axo-dendritic transport. Lineage: Eukaryota; Metazoa; Chordata; Mammalia; Chiroptera; Vespertilionidae. Bases 58 to 1005 code for a protein of 315 amino acids. Gene Ontology annotation, cellular component: kinesin complex; cytoplasm; membrane-bounded organelle.